AUUGUUAGCUGGUGUUUAUAGAUUUCUAAGAUUCCUCAUAUUUUUAUGGUGUUUGCAUUUUACAAUUUGUGAUUUGUUUGUAUUUUUUCUCCUUUUUGUCCUGUUUCCCUUCUUUUACUUAAUUUCAUGUUGACACCCCCAUCACUAAUACUAUUUAUUUUAUUUUUAUUUAAUAAUAUUCUUUAUUCCUUUUUAUAAUUUUUUAUACAAGUAAUUUUCGCUUAGUUUUCGUGUCUGUAUUAAUCUUUUAAUCCUGAUUUAUCCUAAAUUGUAUAUCAAUGGCAAAACGUACAAAGAAGGUUGGCUUGGCCGGUAAAUACGGUACCCGUUACGGUGCUUCACUUAGGAAACAAGCUAGAAAGAUUGAAACACAACAACAUGCCUCUUACUCAUGUCCUUUCUGUGGAAGACAUGCAACGAAGCGUAAGGCUGUUGGACUUUGGCAAUGUAAGGGUUGUAAGAGGAAGAUGGCAGGUGGAGCCUGGUCACUUGUAACAUCCUCUGCUUCCUCAGUUAAGGCUACAAUUGAUCGUCUCAACAAGCAGAAACUUGAAACCGCCUAAUCUAUUACUUCACCA
This is a messenger RNA of Theileria parva strain Muguga, 578 nucleotides long. RefSeq names its product 60S ribosomal protein L37a-2 (gene rpl37A). The transcript is spliced from 3 exons. The record is from RefSeq and is a predicted model, not a curated record. Bases 279 to 563 code for a protein of 94 amino acids. Gene Ontology annotation, biological process: translation. Gene Ontology annotation, molecular function: structural constituent of ribosome. Lineage: Eukaryota; Apicomplexa; Aconoidasida; Piroplasmida; Theileriidae. Gene Ontology annotation, cellular component: ribosome.